AUGUCACAGUGGUUUGUAAACAACUCCGAGUCCUCGGCCAUGAAGUUGGAAGUGUUCCAAGUGCCGUUUACACACGAGACCACGGAAGCCUUUUUGAACAACUGGCUGGACGUCUCCCUUUACCAGGCACCGGACUUGUCCUUUUGGGGCAGGUACAGGGUGUUUUCGGCGCUGAUGGCCAAGGGGAGGGAGCUGGGCAUGCAGGUGUGCGACGGGAUACUGAAGAACGAGGAGCUGGUGCAGAGACUACGGGAGGCCAAGUUCAAGGUCCUGCUCUCUGACCCAGUGCAGGUGUGCGGGGAUCUCCUGGCUUUGAAGCUUGGGGUUCCCCUCGUCUUCACCCUGCGGUUCUCCCCGGGCUUUACGUUGGAGAGACACUGUGGACAGAUGCCAACCCCGCCCUCCUAUGUCCCAGUCAUUCUGUCAGAGUUGUCCGACAAGAUGUCCUUCGUCGAGAGGUCUCAGAAUGUGCUCUACUCCUUCAUGUACGACUGGGUGUUCCUGCGGUGCCCCCUCACCCCCUUCAUACACCCCUGGAAUUCUGCCCACAGCUGA
Messenger RNA from Leucoraja erinaceus (little skate), 555 nucleotides. Its product is annotated as UDP-glucuronosyltransferase 2A1-like. Gene Ontology annotation, molecular function: UDP-glycosyltransferase activity. Lineage: Eukaryota; Metazoa; Chordata; Chondrichthyes; Rajiformes; Rajidae. The record is from RefSeq and is a predicted model, not a curated record. The coding region runs from base 1 to 555 and encodes 184 amino acids. The transcript has a single exon.